AUGAUCAAUGUCAUCUCACAACAGGUCAUGCCCUUCUUCCUCACUGGCCUCUUUGACGAUGACUACUCCACUAGAGUCCUCGUGUUCGCCCUCAUCGAGAUGGUUGGGGAAAAAUACGAGAAAUUGAACGAGGUUGAUCUGCGAGAGAAGCGUCAGCUUGGCCUAGACGCGGCAUGGACAUACGAUGGCAGGGCUUGUGAUAUUCCAUUCUUACCUUUGAUUCACGGCGUCCAUCAUGAGCUCGCCGCUCGAGCUGCUGUCUUCGAUGUGAAAGACUACGACUGGCCGCUCAUGGCGGAGCUCGUCACCACCGGUGCCAAGGCCUCGACUUGGGGCGAGAUGUUGGGUGAGGACAUCAGCGAGGAGGUUCAUCCUUGCGACCCUCAAUCAAGUAACGCCUUGAAUGCUGCGAGACUCUUGGCUGUAUUGGUCGGAUUUGUCGAAGAAGGUGAGCUCCAGCUUGUUUAG
Messenger RNA from Perkinsus marinus ATCC 50983, 468 nucleotides. RefSeq lists its product as hypothetical. The record is from RefSeq and is a predicted model, not a curated record. NCBI's taxonomy places the organism in Eukaryota, Perkinsozoa, Perkinsida, Perkinsidae. The transcript is spliced from 5 exons. Bases 1 to 468 code for a protein of 155 amino acids.